AUGACAGACAGAUCUCGACGGCCGGCAGGCUCAGGCCCUGCCGUUGACGCCUCUGAGCUCGCUCGCCAGUUCGAACAGUUGCUGCGGACAAGAAGGUUGAACACUCUCCAGGGACGAUCCAGAUCACGCACCUCCUCGCCCAUGCCUUCAUCGUCAACGCCAACAACGCCAACGCCAGCAUCACCACAUCAUCCUCACCAUCACAGCCAGCACGCCCAUGGCCGGCCAUUGCCUUCGCAGCCGCCAUCGUACUCGUCUAUUCGUAGUUUUCCUAUCUUUCCGACGCCGCCGCAGGAUUCCGCCUCCCUCAAGUUUCGCAACCUCCUCCACGUCCUUUCCGUAACACCUAUGAAAUAUGAGAACCCAGGCCUGCUGGACGAGGCGCUCUCCCACGUUCCUCUCGACCGUCUCUACGCAGAGGCAGAGGAAGAGUGUCAGAUUCUGCAGGCAGAGGCGGCAAGCAUGGGUGAAAACGUGAAACCAACCUGGGGCUACCAGGACUGCGUCAUCAAGGCUCUCCUCAGAUGGUUCAAACGCUCAUUCUUCCAGUUCAUCAAUAAUCCCCCUUGCUCGAGAUGCCUCAGACCAACCCUUCUUCAGGGCAUGACACCUCCAACUCCAGACGAAACUGCCCGGGGAGCCACCAGAGUCGAACUCUAUAUCUGCUCGGAGCCCUCCUGCGCCAGCCCUGAGCGAUUCCCUCGAUACUCUGACGUAUGGACUCUGCUGCAGUCCAGACGCGGCAGAGUAGGCGAGUGGGCCAAUUGCUUUAGCAUGCUGUGCAGAGCCGUCGGUGGCCGCGUACGUUGGGUCUGGAACUCAGAAGACCAUGUAUGGACUGAAGUUUACUCUGAGCAUCAGAAAAGAUGGAUUCACGUCGACGCCUGCGAGGAGGCUUGGGACAACCCCCGUCUCUACACAGAAGGCUGGAACCGAAGAAUGGCCUACUGUAUCGCCUUCUCCAUCGAUGGAGCCACGGAUGUCACCCGUCGCUACGUACGAAACCCUGCGAAACAUGGUCUCGACCGUUCUCGUGCUCCCGACGAGGUAUUACUCUGGGUCAUCCACGAGAUCAGACGAAUGCGUCGUGAGAACCUUUCCAAGGAAGAACGAAGACGAUUGGUAAAAGAGGACGAACGUGAAGAGCGUGAGCUUCGUGGAUACGUCGCCCAGAGCAUCGCAACUGAACUCAGUCGAUUGAAUCCCAACGGUGUCUCGGCGCCGGCUCCCGGUGACGAAGUCAAGGUUCCUGUCUCUGCAGCUGCAACGACUACGGGACAGAGUGGAGUUGAACGGACGGGUCAGCCAAAUCCAGAUCCGUCUAGGAGGCAUCGAUGA
Messenger RNA from Trichophyton rubrum CBS 118892, 1338 nucleotides. RefSeq lists its product as uncharacterized. NCBI's taxonomy places the organism in Eukaryota, Fungi, Ascomycota, Eurotiomycetes, Onygenales, Arthrodermataceae. Gene Ontology annotation, biological process: protein deglycosylation; protein quality control for misfolded or incompletely synthesized proteins; glycoprotein catabolic process. Bases 1 to 1338 code for a protein of 445 amino acids. Gene Ontology annotation, cellular component: cytosol; nucleus. Gene Ontology annotation, molecular function: peptide-N4-(N-acetyl-beta-glucosaminyl)asparagine amidase activity. The record is from RefSeq and is a predicted model, not a curated record. The transcript is spliced from 3 exons.